Molecule: messenger RNA, 533 nt
Organism: Eurytemora carolleeae
Lineage: Eukaryota; Metazoa; Arthropoda; Copepoda; Calanoida; Temoridae
Product: glycine-rich cell wall structural protein 2
Exons: 4
Coding region: 72-467 (131 amino acids)
Source: RefSeq, a predicted model, not a curated record
AACAUUUUAUUUUAAGCAUUACAUCAAUAUUAAACAAACUAUUCUAGAAUCCUGAAAUCUAAGUUUAUAAAAUGUUGAAAGAAUCCGUUAUCCUUGUUUUCCUGGUAGGAUCCGUCCUAUCCUCUGGUGGAUACGGAGGUGGAGGAGGCCAUGGAGGAGGAGGAGGAUAUGGUGGUGGAGGUCAUGGAGGCGGUGGUGGAGGUCAUGGCGGAGGUUAUGGAGGAGGAACUGGUUCUGGUACAGCCUGCGUAGUGAAAGGCUCGUACUGUAGUUGCCACUACUGUACAUGUGAGAAAGGGAAAGUGAACUGUCAAGGGUACGGGGGAGGUGGAAAGGGAUAUGGCAAAAACUACUGCUAUGGUAGUACAGAGGGUGAGUACUGUACAUGUGACUACUGUAAGUGCCAGAACGGGUUCGGAGAGAAUGGAGGAUAUGGAGGAUGUGGAGGAGGACAUAAGAAGAAAUAAGAAAAUAAGAAUAGGAUGAAUAAUUUGUUUUUAGUUUUGUUUUGGUUUAUUAUAUUUUUUGUUAUU